Messenger RNA from Trichoderma virens Gv29-8, 888 nucleotides. RefSeq lists its product as uncharacterized. The annotation marks the transcript as partial. The record is from RefSeq and is a predicted model, not a curated record. The transcript has 3 exons. Gene Ontology annotation, cellular component: membrane. Lineage: Eukaryota; Fungi; Ascomycota; Sordariomycetes; Hypocreales; Hypocreaceae.
CAGCAGCCUGAAAACGAAUCCGGCCACGUCUUGGUCUCACCCCUCUGGGUGUUCAUCUGCCGUAUCUUCCAAGUUCUCAUCUCUCUCAUCAUCCUUGCCUUGGCUGCUCGUUUGAUGCACGAUGCCUACCUUGACGAGGAAGGUCUCGCACUGGCUAUUGCCAUCAUCACUUGGAUCGUCAGCAUGUAUGCUAUCCUUAGUGAGAAGCUGCCAACGCUCAACGAGUUCUACCACGUCGUUGCCGUCAUCGUCCUUGAUGGUGUCAUGAUGAUCCUUUGGCUUGCAACCUUUGCUGCCGUGGCUGCCAAGCGCGCCAAAUUCGUCUUCAAUGUCCGGGUGGACGGCUGCUUCGAUGAUGGCAGCUUGUUUAACAGCAAGACAUGCUUCAAGAAGCGCGACGUUAUCCUCUUCAAGUCUGGCGGUGACAUGCUUUCUGCCAUCGCUGGCCUUGGCGCUUUGGUGUGGCUUCUCUUUAUCGCAACCUUCGCCUGGACUCUGUAUAGCUUCCUCAACGGCCGCAAGGCUGGUCGAUUCUUGUUUGACCACGAAAAUGCCCCUGUUCAGACGAUUGCCAUGGAGCCCAAGCAAGACCAACAAGCUCAGCAGCAGCAGCAGACGCUUAUCCCACCCCAGGGUGUUGCUCAGCCCAAUACUCAGUACCCCCCACAGGACCAAUACCCGCAGGGCCAGUAUCCUCCUCAGACCACUAGCCCGUACCCACAAGCUCAGUCUCCUUAUCAGCCGCAGACUGCCUACUCUCCUCCUCCCCAGGAUCAGCAGACAUAUGGCCAAUACCCCCCACAGCAGUAUCAGCAACCACAAACCUACCAUGAGGCGCCUGCCCAUGAUGGGGUUUCACCACCACCUCCUCAGCAGGCUUCCUAUUAG